Anoplopoma fimbria (sablefish) is the source of this 1285-nucleotide messenger RNA. RefSeq lists its product as uncharacterized. The transcript is spliced from 6 exons. Bases 118 to 669 code for a protein of 183 amino acids. NCBI's taxonomy places the organism in Eukaryota, Metazoa, Chordata, Actinopteri, Perciformes, Anoplopomatidae. The record is from RefSeq and is a predicted model, not a curated record.
AGAGUAUUUGCAGGGAAGUGAAAAACAUGCCUCGAGUGUGAGCCACUUGUUUGAGGUCGAAUACACUGUGAGUGUGAAAUAGAUGCUUCUCAAGCCAAACCGGGUCAGAGAAGCACCAUGGCCUGUGCCGAUGUCGACAUGGAUAUCCAUGGAGGUGAUGAAAGGCCACGCAUAGCCAUGCAGAGAGAGUCGCUUAUGAUGCGACACUACCAGGCUACAGAGCUCAUGCCAGACAAGGAAGGGCCGCUGCAUGACCUUCUGCAGAAACAACCUGCUGUGUUGGGGUCUCUGCAGUUGGUGAGCGGUCUCCUCAGUGUUGCAGUGGGAAUACUUUUUGCAGUAACCCAGGAUAUGCAACAAUCCCUUUUCACGCUGUUCAGACUUUCCCAACUGACCGGAGCACUUUUCAUCAUUGCCGGAAUUAUUUCCAACCUGUUGUUCAAAUACCCAAGAUUACUGCCUGUGUCCCUCAUGGUCAACUGUGGCUGCAUUAUUGUCGCUGGAGUUUCAGCAUGUCUGAUAACUGUUGACCUGGCUCACUGGAGUCAAGAAAAUGAUCAGCAUUUGAAGCUGGAGGUGCUGGAACUUUGUGUGUUGGCAAUUGAGGUUCUUCUCUCUGUAAUCCUCUGCUUCUGGAUCUAUAAAGAGAAACGCGCCAAAUCACCAUGAUUAAGCAAACAAAGAAGACAUUUGAGAAUUGAAUACUUCAAAUUAAGUGUCUGUAUAUAACAACGGUCGCCUGACUUCUGUAAAAGAAGUGUUAGCACUCUUUGUUUUUUCGCGUGGCUUUUUUUUCCUGUCUCGAUUGCCUUUAUUGGAGCUUAAACCCCUGCUGAACAGCUCUGGGCUGUGGUCUGCGUCUGAUGUUUGACUCGGACUGAGAACACAAGACUUGUGGUAAAUAAAUGUCAGCUUCUCUCAUGUGAAGGAAAAACCACCCUUCACCCUCUUCGUCUCUCUGUGUAACGCUAGUAGGGGGCCUCAUAGUGUUGCUCUGUCGGUAUAUGUGAGGAUGUCUGUGUGGUUUGACACUGCUCGGUUAUCUGUGGAAAUAUCUGCAAUGUGUUUUUAGAUGCAUUCACACUUCCAGCUGCUUUAAACGUACAGAACGCUUAACAGAACAAGGAGGUAUUUGUGUGUUAUUGGCAUUAGCCACUGGUGGAAAUACUUCAUUUUAAGUAAAAAAGGCAAAGAAAUGAUUACAACAUGUUUUAAACAUUUUAAUCACCUGUACAAACUUGUCAUAACAGAAGACUGGCAAUAAAAGAAAGACAUUGUCUACAUA